GUGUUGACCGAUCGACCUAUUGCCAGCUAGGGGAGCACCCAUGCGGUGGCAGGAUCCAGCGCCCCUAGGUCGGGGGCGCUCCUGCCUUCGCCGUAUGGGACCCCGUGGGCAGAAGUAUCCACUCGCGCGCCGCGCCCGCUCUAGUUAGGGUCUACUUUCGUUCCUCUUCUUCUCUUCAUUCAAACACGACAGGAUAAGCACACAAAAAUACGCAGUUCGCCCCGGCUACAGUGA
Messenger RNA from Amoebophrya sp. A120, 234 nucleotides. Lineage: Eukaryota; Dinophyceae; Syndiniales; Amoebophryaceae. The record is from the annotation of a GenBank genome assembly.